Adineta ricciae is the source of this 978-nucleotide messenger RNA. Lineage: Eukaryota; Metazoa; Rotifera; Eurotatoria; Adinetida; Adinetidae. The record is from the annotation of a GenBank genome assembly.
AUGGCUGAAUUAGGAGCAGGUGUCAUUAUUUUAAUCAUUAUUUGGGUUAUCACCUUUGCGUUAUUGACGCUAUUCACAUUCGUUCAAUCGCCUGUCAGAUUCGUUGGUCUAGCUGCAUUAGUGAUCGCAAUCAUCGUAACGCUUGUUUUAACAUUGCUACCACGUGAUACUGGUAGUUCAACAAAAUCUGACAAUGAUACUCCGUAUCGUUAUGAAUCUCUCGCUCGCAUUCUGAUCUUAACAUUUCUUUGUGUAACAUUUCUUGUUGGUGUUGUAAUGAUUUUUUCUUUUGAAGCUAUGCGUAUUAUCAAAAUUUGUAUUGCAGUACAAACGAUGUCACGAGGACAAGACGAAGCGAUUACAGUAUUUCUGGGAGAUUUAUCCCGUGAUGCAACUAAAGAAGAAGUGGAGAAAGCAUUUGGUCAUUACGGUAAAUUACGUAGUGUUUGGCUUUCACGAAGUCCAUGGGGUUAUGGUUUUAUUGACUUUGAAGAUCAGCGUGAUGCGGCCGAUGCUGUAAAAGCUCUCGAUGGAAAAAUGCUGUGUGGAUCACGUGUGCGUGUAGAGUUUUCUCAUGGUCGUGGCCGAUCACAUCGUGGCGGCGGUGAUAGUCGCCGACGUCGUUCGGGAAGUCGAUCACCACGAUCAAAGAAGCCUUAUAGUCCACACGAUGUUUGCUAUGAAUGUGGAGAUCGUGGUCAUUAUGCAUACGAUUGUGAAAUUCGAUUAAGACGCCAGCGUCGUAUGAGGUCGAGCUCACGAAGCCGAAGUCGAAGUACGAAACGGACAGGCAAUGGUUAUUCGUCCAAACGUCGUGAUAGAAGCCGUAGUCGCUCGGAAAGUAGCCGAUCAUCACACGGGCGUCGUCGUUCACAUAGCCGUUCACGUUCUGGAUCAGAUAGUCCAGUUCGCAGAAAGAAAAGUCGUUCACAAACAAAGUCCCGUUCAAAAUCUCCACCUUCAAAAACAAAAAAAUAA